This is a messenger RNA of Leptidea sinapis, 893 nucleotides long. RefSeq names its product rRNA-processing protein FCF1 homolog (gene Bka). Lineage: Eukaryota; Metazoa; Arthropoda; Insecta; Lepidoptera; Pieridae. The record is from RefSeq and is a predicted model, not a curated record. Gene Ontology annotation, cellular component: nucleolus; small-subunit processome. Bases 221 to 835 code for a protein of 204 amino acids. The transcript is spliced from 2 exons.
AUCUAAAUCUAAAAUACUUCAUGCUAUCGUGUGACAUACAAAGUUACACACGUGUUUAUCUUUAGUGUUGUGAGUUGUGACCAAUACAUAUUUUUUUAAAACAACAAAACCAAAAUUAGUAUCAAAUGUACCCAACUCAUAAACCCUAGGGUUAAGGUUCUAUGCAUAUAAGGACUCGGUGAAGCUGAUAAAAUAUAACUCAUCAUCAAAACUAAUAAUAAUGGGGAAGCAAAGAAAAACACGUAAAAUAGUAGAGAAGAGAUUCGCUCAAAUGAAAAAAAUGAUAAACCCUCGAGACAAUAGAAUAAAGAAGAGUGAACGAGUAGCACCCAGGAAAAAAAAACCUGACCCUCACGCGUUAAAGAUUCGUGAAGUACCUCAGGCUAGUUCAGCACUUUUCUUCCAAUACAAUACACAACUAGGUCCACCUUACCAUAUACUAAUUGAUACAAAUUUUAUUAAUUUUUCUAUAAAAAAUAAAUUGGAUAUUGUUCAGAAUAUGAUGGAUUGUUUGUAUGCAAAGUGCAUACCAUAUGUAACAGAUUGUGUUUUAGGAGAACUGGAGAAAUUAGGACGAAAAUAUAGGGUAGCAUUAAGAAUAAUUAAAGAUCCCAGGUUUGAGAGGCUCGCUUGUCUUCACAAAGGAACUUAUGCUGAUGACUGCAUAGUACAAAGAGUUACACAGCAUAAAUGUUAUAUAGUUGCAACUAAUGAUAAAGAUUUGAAACGAAGAGUUAGAAAAAUUCCUGGGGUACCCAUUAUGUAUGUUGCAGAACAUAAGUAUACAAUUGAAAGAAUGCCUGAUGCAUAUGGUGCUCCUAAAGGUGCUAUAUAGUAUGUAAUAGUGUAAAUAAGAAGUGUAUAAAACAUUUACAAUAAAAGUAAGAAAUAUG